AUGGUCCUGCUGAAGGACUUCAACAAUACAGUGGAAGCGUCCAAACUCUCGGCGUCGCUGGGAUCAAUGGGCGGCCGUGCGGUGGCGGCACCGGAUUCUCCGACGACGAGGUUAGCUUGUCGCCGCCUCGGCACACCUACGUCCUGGAGCUCGGCCCCCGACACCAGACCUACUCCUCUGCCGCCCUAUCGGACGACGAUCUCUCCGGAGACUUCUGCGACCACGAGCCCCCAACAUGCGGGGGCAUACGAGACCAUUUCGACCACCCCCACCACCACGUCUCCGCUCGCCGUCCGCGCAGCUGUUCACAGGGCAGACACAGGUACCCACCCUAUUACCCGGACGCCCUCUAGUCGCGAGUCCGACCUCGCCCACGUUUUCCUCGACAAUUAUCCUUCGCAGACGCAGUCGCAAAGCGACCUCGGCCACGAACACGUUGUAGCUACCCCCGAAUACGCUUACAAGUCGGUCACUACGCUGCCCAAGCGCCACGUUUGGCGGCGUAGUGCGAGCUGUAAGGAUCUUUACGAUUUCAGCUUCGAGGAGACCGGGCAGGCGAAACGUAGGGCGCGCCCUCCGAAGCCGAUCGAGAAGGCUGUGAUCAGCUUCGAGGAGCGCACGCUAGAGUCCCCGAUAACCCGCUAUGACGAACGCCCGGUUUAUAGCGCCAGUUCGCGCGACAGUAGCUUGGAAAUACGCCAGGACAUUAUGGUGCCUGACGAGAAGGUUUAUUCGAGUAGUUACCCGGGCACGACGAGCUAUUCUCAGGAAUCGGUCGAGGACCCGGGUAACUACGACCUUCGCGAUUCCCAAGACGAUAUCACGCACGAUAGCUACGAGCUUAUAGAAAAAUCCGACGACGAAUAUAGUUCGGGCGAGUACAAGUACCGCAAGCCGAAACCUUUGAAUACUAGAAGUUGUAGCUUAGACUCCGGUAAUUAUCUACCUUCUGAUAGUGAAUCUGACCAUGAUAAACGGCAUAAAUGUAAGAGUAGUUCUGAUGUUCAUCAAGAUAUAUUCUCGAUGGAGGACCCGCGUGAUUUGCCGCGCGAAAUCAUACCGAGAAAAUCUGACGGAAGCUUCUAUAAGCAAUUCAAGCAGGGUUCUCGAACGUCUAGUUUGGAGUCGAAAAGUGAUUAUUACGAGUCAAAGUCCAGGUCCAGCGGAGAUAGCUUCAAAAAACAUAGGGAGCAUAGCUUUGGCUCUCGAACUUCCAGCCAGGAAUCAAAAUCAGACUAUGAAACAAAAAAAAGUAUACGCAAAAAUAAAAGUGUGGAUGAUAUUGAGGCAAUAAACGGAUUUAUAGAAUCUCGAACAUCUAGUCUCGAAUCGAAAAGUGAUUACUAUGAUGCCCCGUCAAGAUUUAUUGGUGACAAUUUGAAGCAUGAUUUCGAUAGGAAAAUCCAGUUUGAACGUAAUUAUGGUAUUCAUAAAGUUCCAACCCAUGAUAAUGACGAAAUCAAUCGUAAUUUUACUCAUGUACACUCAAUUAGUUUGCAGAAUGUCGAAACUGAGCAAAAUAUCAAAAUCAAUCGGUUAUUGACGAACUUGGAGCAAAACACUGUGCCACGAACGCAAAAAUCUUCACAACAACACAAAUCUCACCCUGCGGAUCAUGAUCAACAUAAGUCGAGUAACUUUUGGCCCACAGAUGUAGGCGCCAUUCCUUGUGAUAUUCCGAAUUGGUCCAUGCAGGAACCAAAUAUACAAAGAUCUACAGAAUCUGAAAGCAACAUAUUCAGCUUUGAUGACGAAAAGAUUCAAUCUCUACAAGGAAGUGUAGAUUCAGAUGUGUGCCCAGAUCAUGGCUUCAGUGUAGUACCUAACAUAGAUUCUAAGCGUACCAAAUCUAGCAAACCCAAAACCUAUCGAGACAUUUUUAUGGAAAUCGAACCUAGAAUAGUGUGUGACUUACCUAUGCAUCAACCAAUUGAAAGAACGAAAUCUGAUCCUAACUCAUUAGCUCGACAACGCUUGAAUUCCAACUCUAGGAGAAUGUUGCUUAUGCAUCAGAAAUCAUUUGAACUUACUCCGGCAGAAUCAAGUGACGAGGACUUUAUCUACAAACAAAUACCAAGUGCGCCACCCAUAAUGAAGUACAAAGAAACGCACUUUGAGAUGCCCUCAGCUGAAUUCGGACACUUUGAUGUGCUGAAAAGGGAAGUAGAGGGAAUCAAAACCAAGUUUGAGGUACCAAAGAGUCAGUUUGAAAUAUUGGGUGCUAAAACCCAGUCAGAUUUGACAAAUUUGCCACCCAAAGACGAGGAGAUCUCAUACGUUUUGCACAAAAGACAUGUCAAUGGUACUGCUAAAAAAGAGGAAAUCAAACAUUACGAAACAGUGGAAGUUCCUAGAAUGAACGUGAUAGAUGUUCAAGAUGUGCCAAAAGUCGAUGAAACAAAAAAGACGAAAUCCAAACCUAUUCCGGAACCCGAAUCUUCAUUUUUGUUUACUAAAAACAUAGACUUAUCGAAAGUUGAUCCUGUAACUCUAGAAGUGGACAAAACGGUUUUACCAAUACAACACCUUUCAAGCCCCAAGAGAGAUAUUACUCAUAUAGAUCCGGUUUUACUAGAGGCUUUGAACACAAAGCUGAGUCAGAUAGAAAGUGAUUCACCAACUAGUUCCAAAACAGAAAGCAUAAAACCUCUUCAGAAGAUAGUGAUUACCUCUGUUGAUCGCAUAGCAAAAAAUGAAGUUAAACCGGAAGAAAAAGCAGUGCAAAUAAUGGAAGAAAAGAAAGAAAUUGAAUUUAAAGCGAAAGCCAGAAUCAAAACUGAUAUAAAACCAAAAAGAGUCAUCAAACCAAGGAUGCAGCCAGGUAAGAAGAGUGGCAAAACUAAUAAAACUAAAGUCAGAAUAACCUCCUUCAGCUCCGACGACGAAUCGCUAGAUUCAGAUGACGUGUUUGGAAGCGCUGAAGCCACUCCUACCCGAAUAGAAUUUUCUCCACCACAAAUGCGGAAAGAAAUGGAAUCGAUACUCAAAUUUGAAUCGGAAAGAAAAUAUUUGCAGUAUACCAUGUCUUCUACGGAAGUCGAAGGUUCUCCACCAACAACAAGAAAGAGAACGGACAAAAAAGAUGAUGGAUUAGAUGCUGUAUCGACAGAGCUCAGAAGAAUAUCUGAGAGAUCGUUAUCGAUUCCUAGCUCAGAAGAUGAGUUCAAUAUCAAAACUACUGAUAUGCAACCUGUGUUUAUAGAAGAAAAACUCAAAACGGUUGACGAGUUGGAAGAUGGUGACAAAUCACUCGAUGAAACUCUUAAAGAAGAAUGCUCGAGUGACAGAGAACUGACGACUAUUGACUAUGAAAGAGAGAAAGAAAAGGAGUUAUUGAGAACUGAGAUAGAAAACGAUUUGAAAGAUUUGAGAGUACCUUCGAGAACAAAAAUAACGGAAAUUCCAUCACCUUCUUUGAGGAAACAAGGUCACAGCCCACUGUUAUUUGCCCAUGCUAGGCUUAACUUAUCUGAGGGCUCUGCUUUCACUUUGCUUCAAAAACAACAAGCCCUGGAAUCUCCUAUUGCUGGUAGGAGAGCGAAGAGUUUGGAUGCUCCAGUUAUAUCUGUCAGUAGACUACCUCCUUUGAAUGCAUUCUCAAGCAAAGAUGACACCGUAGCUGAAGAAGAUCAACAAAUGACUGAUAGAGAAAGUGGCAUUGAAAAUUAUUUGACAAGCGACAAGUCGACAGAAGAAAGAUCUGAUACGGACGAAAGCAGGGGAAAAUUGCCGGAGAAACUGAACAAAUUAGCGUUGAUGGAAUCUACUGUAGAAGAACAUCCGGAGAAUUCGUCAACUCUUUCGGCUAAGAUAGAAAAUCAAGUUGUUGACAACGAAAAAGUGAUCGUCACAGAUCGAAGUUUAGUCGUUCCAGUUCUGCCUAAGAAACUGAAAGACAGAGAUCAAAUAGUACCAGAUGUGAAUGGUUCUAAAAUUAAAAAACCUAGUAGGACUACCUUACAAACCAAAACAGCCGGGAAACCCACGAAACCAAAACUUCAAUUGAAAUUAAAUUAUCCAAAAGAGAAAGAAAAACUGCCAGCAAAAGCUAUUACUGCUAAAUCUAAAUUCAAGUCAAAGACUGAAUUACCUUCAACAAUUGCCAAGUCUUCACCUCAAAAGGCACCUUCUUCGAAAGUGGUAUUGAAACCUGAAAAUGAUGAACUUAUCACGACACAAAAAUCAAUUUCUGUACAAGAAUCUUUACCGGUACCAGAAGUAAGGAGAACCAAGAGUCAGGAAGCAGAGAUCACUAAGAAAGUUCCUCUCAAAGAGAAAACAAAAUCAUUGGAAAAGCUAGAGCUCAAAAAAGCGAGUACCAAAGAGAGAAGUAAAUCUCAAGAAGAUAGUGAUCCAGACAUUAUAGCAAAGAGAAAGGAAAAACAACAGAUGCUUUAUGAAAUAGCUAUGCAGCAAAGCAAAACGUUGAAGAGUCCUGUGAAGGAUGUGCUACCAGUGUUUCCCCAAGUGGAAGAAAUGGUUAGGGAACGUCAUGGCAAAUUAGAAAUCAGCAUUAACACCAUUGAACCGAACGUCCCUCUAGAGGAUGCUAUUAUAAUAACUAAAUCUCCUAAAAAACUUGAUAAAAUGGGGGAAAAACUUACUAAGAGUUUGGAUCUCAAUUUGCCUGAGGAAGAUAAUAGCAGGGCUGUUCAGCGUUUAGGCAAUAGCUUGGACCUUGAUAGUCGUGAUACUAAAUCUGCACCAGACGAAUUCGACUUCAAACCUGAAACGAUCAGGACCAUGCAGAAAAAAGAACAUUUUGAGGAAACAUCACCAGAAACUGAUGUCAUUCAGGAAACCGUUACAGCUGAUAUUCAUGAAGCACCCGGAGAAGCCGAAGGUGAUGACAAAAUAACAUUAGAAGGAACGAGCUUAGAUGUGUGGUUGUCAGUGGAUGAAUCGAAUAAAAAGCUAGAAAAUAUUGAAGUUAUAAAAAGUUCCAGUGAUUUUUUUGAGCAGCGUACCUCCCCGAAGCCCCCAGAUUUGAGUAAAAUUGACGCCAAAAGUUCCUCCGAUUCUCAGAGUAUCGAAAGAAUCAGUCUAGGAAACUCAUUAGACAUAAAAUAUAUUGAUGAGUCCACUGGGGAUUCUUCUAAAUCUGACAAGGAUUUGAAACUCAUAGCAGAUAUCCAAAAAUCAAUUGAUACCGAAAAAAGAAAGCUUGAGGAGACGAGCAAAGAUAGUUUAAUAAGGAUAACCAGUGAAGAAGAAUCUUUGACAGAUGUGAGUGAAUUGAGAGGAGAAACUGUGAAAGCUGAACACUUCUUAUCUGUAUCAAGUGAUCAUAAAGAUCAAUUACAAAAAUUGGGCAUAGAACGAAGUAGAUCCGAGGAUACAGGGUCUUGGAUAACUGUUGAUUGUGAAGAGUAUGCCGGAACCGAAGGGUCUUUAGAUUAUGAUAAUGUCACGUUGGAAUCACCAGAAAAACCCAAUGACAUUGUGAAGGACGUGCUUUCGCCCGAAAAUGAGAAUCUCCUUACUGCCACUAGAAAGCACGGAAAAUUGGAUUUAUUGAAAAGGAGUUCUGACCAGUCCAGAUCCAGCGAUACAACUGGUUCAUGGACGAGUGGAGAAAAAGAUAUAUCUCCUGGAAAAGAAAUUAAAGAAACAGAUGAGUCCAGUACCAGUUGUGCCAUAGGUAGAGCAAUUGGCUUGAGCCAGACUAUUGAAACAUUCACGACAAGAGAAUUACUCAACAAAAAAUCUCCAGAUUCUGAGCCUCCAAGGAGUCCAAGAAGUCCUAGAAGUCCUAGAAUAUGCGUCUUGGGUAGAGCAUUCACUAUAGAUGAAGGUUCCUCCUCAUUAAAAUUGGAUGAUUCAAGCUCAGAUGAGGCGAAUGACAUACCUAAAGAUUUAACCCCGAUUCAGGAGACCCAGACAGAAGUAGAAGACGUAAUUGCAAUAAAGAAAACUCCCUAUCCCUUCGAACAGAAAUGGUCGAAUGAUUCAGAAUUGAGCCAAAGAUUGCAUCACAAAUUGUCGAAAAAACUGUCUUCUGCAGAAAAAGGGAGCCUUUCAUCAAUUGACGACUCAGUAUCUGACAAACGAAAAAAUGGUCAUAUUCUUGACAAACCCAAUCUGUUCUCUGUUGAACGUCUCUCGACAGAGUCUAGAAAUUCACUUGAUACAGAAUCUAGCUCAGGCAGUUUAGGUGUAGCAUGUAGACUACAAAAGUCCAAUGACAUUCCAAAAGAACUCAGUUCGACAUGGAAAGCUUUUCCUUUGGAGAGUUCAGGUUCAGAGAGUUUUGAAGAUAAUCUUCCUCCUGACCAAGACCUGGAUAAACAAGAAUACUUCAUGUGCCGAGAUAACUCUGGUGAAUUCAAUACAGGGUCUGAUAUUUAUUAUAAAGAAGAUAAUGAUAUAACCCCCACUAGAGAUGACACAGAGCUACCAGAAGAUCUAGCUAAUUUUCCUGCGAAUUUCGGUUACCCUUGCUUGACUUCUAUGAGCGGACUUGGCAUGGGGAGUUCAGAUAUAUUAGGGGGGUACUCAGGCGGAGGAUUUCUCUCAAGAACUUUGUCUAGGAUAUCUGAACGAAGUACCAAUUCCGAAAAGUCUAGCAUGGAUGAUGAUUCUACGAAAGCCAGUACUCAAAGUGAUAGUUUGAAUGAUGAGUCAAUGCCAUCUAGCAAUCCUCAAGUUAGUAUUAGUUCCGAAUCACCAAGCAAUGCACACGUUUCUGAUCAUCAAAAGAAAACUUCCAAGAAUACUGAAAUCCAAGAAGAAGCAGACAAACUGAGUGAUCUGAGUAAGCCAAGUGAUAGACAAGAACCUCUACCGCACAUUAGCAGUUUGUUACAGAGACAGAUAUCUGAUGAUAGACGGACCUCGGCAGAAAUGGCUGAAUUAUCCAUGGACGACAUUGAAAUUAUAACUUCAGAAAGAGGUUUGAGGUUGAAACGACAGGGUUCUGAUGACACAAUCAUUGAUGAGGAAUGUUUUGAGCCAGAGGCAAAAGAAGAGCCUUUUCAGUCCAGUAGCCAAGAAAGCGAAGAUUGGCCUUUGCCAGAAAUACCGCAAGGACAAAAACUACUUGCAAUGCAUGAAAUUCCCAGCAGUGAUACCUCCCAGCAAACGACGCAAGUGUACCAACCUCCCAACAAAAAUAUUCCUAAAACAUUUUGUUUGAAAGGAUCAUUGUCACUGAGAAGUCAGGAAUCUGAACAAUGGCCAAGUCCACCAUCUAGUGUGGCUGAGUCUAGUAAUAUUGUCGGACAUGUGGAAACGUACUAUAUCACUCCACCGGAAGAAGCUUAUAAAGUUAUAGUCGAUUCUAAUACUGUGAGUAGUUACGAUAACGAUUCGAAUUCAGACGAAAAAACUGGGGAAACAGAAAAAUCCCAUACAUAUGAGAAUGUGGCAAGAGAGCAAAUUAGUGAGAGUAUUUCAGAAAGUCUUAGUGUAGGACCAAGUGGCGUCAAAAUUAUUUUGGAAGAAAAAUCUCAGGGAUCUAACUCCGACGAAGAUUUGAAUAUAUCUAAUUUAAAUGACGAUGUUUUCACUGAUACCAUCGAAACAAGCAGAAAUGAAUUGAGACCUCCUACUGUGAUGCGUAGAAGUACUGCUUCCGAUGACUCUUCCCACUCUCAAAAAAGCGAUAGGAAAGGUUCUGCGAAAGGUUCACAUAGUUCAUAUUCUGAAGAAGAUUGUACUAGUUCUAUGGGUACCAAUCUUGAGGACGGAACAGUGAGAUAUGCCUUGAGGCCAACUAAAUGUACUCAUAGUUCUCAUUCUGAAGAUACCUCAAUCGCUCUGAGCCUUUCUGAAUGGUCUAAUAGUACAACUACUGUGAAGUUUCAGAAUUUAUCUAGUAAUAGCGGCACGCCGAAAAGUAGUUCAGGGUUGAAAAGUGAUGAAAACUCGUUAACGGACAUAGCCCAGUCAAUAUCUGAAUGGUCAAGCAGCAACACCAGCAACACUUUGAAAGCCCAACAGAGUUCUGGAUUGCAAUUUCAGAAAUUGUCUUCUACAUCUACAGGUGACAGCACUUUGACAGAAAGAAUAUCGACGAUUCCCGAGUGGUCGAGUUCGGACGCCAAACCGUUUUUUCCAAGUUCUAUCCAAGAUCUGACUGCUCCAACCAGAUUGGGGUCAAGCCUAGAAAUCGAAGAGUUUUCGUUAUCUCCUGAUGGAAAAGCCGUUCCGAGCCCGAAGAAUAUUCCAUCUGAAGACUUGGCGAUGUUGUCUAGUUUAUCCAGCCGAAAUGAGGUCAAAUCUUUUGCGAAAUCUACCGAACGCCCGAUUGUUAUUCCUGCGCCAUUGUCCGACACUGACAAGUCUAGUAGUUCUAUAGAACAACGAAUAAGUCAAACACAACGUCUCGACAAAGACAAACCAAAGUACCUGCAGAAACACUUGCCUUCCUCCAGAAGCACGGAAAGACCAGUAAAGGUACCUCUGAAGCUAGCUAAGUGUUCUCCUUAUUAUUCCAGUAGCCUUAGUUCUGAGUCAACACCCCAAGCGAGUACGAGUCCUGUUCCUACUAAAACGUCUACUGUUCCAUUGACGAGAACCCACAGAAAACCGCUUUCUAAGAGUUUGUGUCAAGCCAAGAGUCCGCCUAGUGAAGACUCUACGAGUAGUGUUGAGUCACCAAAGAGCAAAUCAGAGAGAGAUAGAAGGGGUUACCGUCGGAAACGACAACUUCAAAACCAACGAAGAGCCAAACUUGAAAAAGAGCAGUUUAGCGUAGACGAGUACUUUUUUGUCGAGCAUGAAGCAGGCUUAAUGGAAUAUGAAGAGUACAUGAGACAUAAAAGUAUGGAAGAGAUGGCUUCGAACUUCCAAUACGAAGGCGCUCUAGCUCAAGAUAGCCCUGGAAUUCCUUAUGCUGAGACUUUAGAGGAAGGUUACCUUCCAGACGGGGACUCUCAGUCAGGCUCUGACAUUUUUCGAAUGGAGAGAGAUGAAGAAGAGAAAGGAGAUGUUGAAGGUUUCGACGUCACUUCCAUUCCACCUCCUUUGUUAGAAGACGAUUUUGAAAAUGACUGCACUCCGCCGAUUUGA
This is a messenger RNA of Phaedon cochleariae (mustard beetle), 9012 nucleotides long. The record is from the annotation of a GenBank genome assembly. Lineage: Eukaryota; Metazoa; Arthropoda; Insecta; Coleoptera; Chrysomelidae.